This is a messenger RNA of Rhipicephalus microplus (southern cattle tick), 946 nucleotides long. RefSeq lists its product as uncharacterized. Gene Ontology annotation, molecular function: zinc ion binding; nucleic acid binding. The record is from RefSeq and is a predicted model, not a curated record. Lineage: Eukaryota; Metazoa; Arthropoda; Arachnida; Ixodida; Ixodidae.
GUGGCGACGAAGUCGGUUUUCGCUACCCACGGUACCUGACGGACUACGAGUCCUGGCGUCAGACGAACGAGGACCGACCACGAUGGCCUCCCUGCAGUUGCCGGAUUACGACGAAACGAAAGAUAAGUGGAAGCCUUACCUCGUCAGAGCAGAAGCGUAUUUCGAGGCGAACAGUGUAACGGACCCGGCUAAGAAGCGAGCACUACUAGUUUCGGCGUUGUCUAGUAAGACGGUCGAGGUGCUAGCCGGCAGAGUAGCCCCGCGUGCACCAAAUGAACUGACAUACAAGGAAGUCGUUCAGAGCUUGAAUGAGUAUUAUGACCCUAAGAAGCACGAGAUAACGGAAAGCUACAAGUUCUUCAAUCGCUCACAACUUCCAGGCGAAAGCGUUAGCGCAUUUCUCGUUGCUAUUCGCCGAAUAGCAGACAACUGCAAUUUCGGCACGUCUCUUGACCGCAUGCUUCGGGAUCGCAUUGUCUGCGGCGUACGCUCCGUGGCACUGAGGAAACAGAUGUUGGCAAAAAAGGAUUUAACGCUAGAAGAAGCCGAAGCAUUGGCACUGUCUGUCGAAGCAGCUGAAAAUGGUGCCGAAAGCAUGACCUCAGAAGCUACGCCCUUGCUUAAGCUACGCGCGUCCGAGGCCAACACUGUUAAAACAUCUCCGACUCGGCACGCGGCACAGCAUUGUGAUAGAUGCGGAAGCAGCAAACACGACGGCAACAGCUGUCGUUGGAUUAGAGCAAGGUGUUAUCGCUGCGGACGUCAUGGGCAUCUCGCAAAGAUGUGCCGCACAACCGCCAGUAAGAGCCGCGUCGCAACGCAUGCAGUGGAGGGAAGAGCUUUGACUCUCGAAGAAGCCGUAACUGAAGACGACGAUAAGGACGAGACACAUAUAUGGACCUUACUUUCUGCACGAAAAAGCCGCCUCGAGCCGCCGAUAAGGCGC